AAUAGAAUGAGAGCAGUGUAGAUUGCACUCCCUUUCUCUUGGAUAAAACCAGACAGAAGAAAAUAAGGAGCGUGAAAAACCUCUAUCUUCUUCUGAUCGAUCUCUCUGGUCCUCCAUGGAAGCUUCAUCUUUCUCUACCGUUACUUCCCGCCAUUUCUCUGCUACUUCACCUUCACUUCCGCUUUGCCGAAACCUCUCGAAUUCAAAAUUCACCAGAAAGCCAACAGGCAAUUUUUCUUCUUCUUCUUCUUGGACUGGCUCGACUCACUCUGUCUUGUUCUCUUCAAGAAAUUCAUUCACUAGAAAGGUAUGGGGAGUGAUCAACUCCAAGAGCAUUGUUUCGGUUAAAAGAGAAAUGCGCGGCGUGGUUAGAGCUGAGAUGUUCGGGCAACUCACCAGUGGACUUGAGGCAGCUUGGAACAAACUCAAAGGAGAAGAUGUCUUGACCAAGGAGAAUAUCGUGGAGCCUAUGAGAGACAUCAGGAGAGCUCUUUUAGAAGCAGAUGUUAGCCUUCCUGUUGUGAGAAGGUUUGUCCAAGCUGUAAGUGAGCAAGCUAUUGGUGUUGGCUUAAUUCGAGGAGUGAGACCAGAUCAGCAAUUGGUUAAAAUUGUUCAUAAUGAACUAGUGAAACUGAUGGGAGGAGAGGUAUCAGAACUGGUUUUUGCAAAAUCUGGCCCUACUGUAAUAUUAUUGGCUGGUCUACAAGGUGUUGGAAAGACAACUGUUAGUGCUAAGUUAGCUUUGUAUCUGAAGAAACAGGGGAAGAGUUGCAUGCUGAUUGCUGGAGAUGUGUACAGACCGGCUGCAAUUGACCAGCUUGUUAUUGUGGGUGAACAGGUGGAUGUGCCUGUUUACACAGCGGGGACUGAUGUUAAACCUGCAGAAAUAGCUAGGCAAGGUCUGGAAGAGGCCAAAAAGAAGAAGGUAGACGUGGUCAUAAUGGAUACAGCUGGGAGACUUCAGAUAGACAAAGCAAUGAUGGAUGAAUUGAAAGAAGUGAAGCGGGCUUUGAAUCCCACAGAAGUAUUGCUUGUUGUGGAUGCAAUGACUGGCCAAGAAGCUGCAGCCCUUGUCACUACAUUUAACCUUGAAAUUGGAAUCACUGGUGCCAUUUUGACAAAGCUUGAUGGAGAUUCUAGAGGUGGUGCAGCUUUGAGUGUUAAAGAGGUAUCGGGAAAGCCCAUCAAGCUUGUCGGACGUGGGGAGCGCAUGGAAGACCUUGAACCUUUCUACCCAGAUCGUAUGGCAGGACGCAUAUUAGGGAUGGGAGAUGUUCUAUCAUUUGUGGAGAAGGCCCAAGAAAUCAUGCGCCAAGAAGAUGCUGAAGAAUUGCAAAAGAAGAUCAUGAGUGCAAAGUUUGACUUCAAUGACUUCCUUUCGCAAACUCGUGCGGUUGCACGGAUGGGUUCAAUGUCCCGUGUCAUUGGAAUGAUUCCUGGCAUGGGGAAGGUUACUCCUUCACAAAUUCGAGAAGCAGAGAAGAGCUCAAAGAUAAUGGAAGCAAUGAUUGAAGCAAUGACCCCAGGUUGUUUUUCCUUUAGUUUUUAGAGAAUUUAUAGAUCUUCAAAGAAUGAACUUAAGUUAGCCUCUUUAACAUCCUCUGGCAUUGCUUCCCAGUCUCAAGACACACUUCCAUUGUUCUGCAAGUUGGCAAUCUGAUUUAGGAUGCAGAAGUAACCAAGGACUUAUUGCAAGGCUUGAUCCCAUACUUUUUUGACCCCUUUCUUCUUAGGCGUGAAAUUGGUUGACUCUUGACACCUUCCUGACAGGUUUGAGAUGAAUCUUCCGAUGUAAAAGCUUAUGGAAGAUGCAGGAUAUGAAAUCAUUUUUUAUUUUCCUUGGCAUGUAUUUUCCCUUCAUUGUGAUUGUUAAGGCAAAGAAUCAGAAUUAUGUAUAUAUUUCAGUUAACCGGUAUCAGCAACACCACAAAUUUUCCUUGCUCUUGCAAAACUAAAGCAGCAUUUUACAUGGGUUUACUUGGUAUAAAUUAUGGCCAUACAGCGCAUUGGGAUGGCUUGUGCUCUAUCCUUUGCUGAUCCUGAUGGACUUGGCGGUUAUUUUCCCAUCGAUAUCAGAGUGUAACACAACCUGAUCACCUUUUGAUUUAAUAAAAGCUUGCAUGGACAUUACAUCUGAAAUGUGAGGGAACUUGUUCACCAUUUACUUAAGAAGUUUUCAGUCUAUCUUUCAUUAGUCCGUUGAAUGGUUUUGCUCGUCAAACCAUGUCUUAUUUGCCUUUCUAUUUACAGAGGAGAGGGAGAAACCAGAACUGCUAGCAGAAUCCCCUGUCAGGAGAAAGCGGGUUGCUCAAGAUUCUGGGAAAACAGAACAACAGGUUAGUCAACUUGUUGCUCAGCUUUUUCAAAUGCGUGUUCGUAUGAAGAACUUGAUGGGUGUAAUGGAAGGUGGAUCUAUUCCUGCACUGAGCAAUCUUGAGGAGGAGCUUAAAUCUGAACAGAAGGCUCCACCUGGAACUGCAAGGAGGAAGAGAAGAUCAGAAUCAAGGAAGCAAUUUGCGGACUCAGCAUCAGCUAGGCCAAGUCCUCGUGGUUUUGGGGCCAGGAAUUAAGAAGUUUCAGACUUUAUAUCAACAAAAAAAAAAACACGAGGAUACGAUAAGGACUUGUAGCUUAAUGAUCGUCAGCUCUAUGUCAUAAAUUUUGCUUGUAUUCACCUCUGAUCAUGGAACAGAGUUUGUGCAAGUUUUUCCAACCAAGAGAAUCCAUCAAUUUCUCGUGUCCAGAAAUCGUUUCCUCAAUAGUUGAUGAUGUAACUGAAGAUGAUACAGUGAUAUGAUGCCAAAUAGUUCAUUAUUGUUUCAAUUUGUUUGUAUUGUAGAAAAUGUUGAUGCGUGAAUUUUGUUAGUCAACCAUGAAUUCUGUUUCGUCAUUCUGUUUUAUGUAUGAUGCUAAAGCGUAUGGCCAGACACGUAUAUUUGGCAUGUUUUAUGUAGGACGCACAUUUCAUGGUGUUCUC
Molecule: messenger RNA, 2977 nt
Organism: Ilex paraguariensis (yerba mate)
Lineage: Eukaryota; Viridiplantae; Streptophyta; Magnoliopsida; Aquifoliales; Aquifoliaceae
Source: the annotation of a GenBank genome assembly